UACACACAGAAAUCAUGAUCAGCGCCGCGUCUUCUCCCCGCGAGAAUUCGCAUCCGGCACCACCGCCAUCCCCGCCGGAAACCGUCAUAUUCCGGUCAAGACUCCCCGACAUUCCCAUCCCCGACCGCCUCCCUCUUCACACCUACUGCUUCCAAAAACUCUCGAACUUCGCCGACAAGCCCUGUCUCAUCUCCCACCCCACCGGCCGAACCUACACCUACGCCGAAACCCACCUCCUCUCCCGCCGCACCGCUGCCGGCCUCUCCUCUCUCGGCAUCAAGCAAGGCGACGUCAUCCUCCUCCUCCUACAAAACUGCCCUGAAUUCGUCUUCUCCUUCAUGGCAGCCUCUUUCCUCGGCGCCGUCGUCACCGCCGCCAACCCAUUCUUCACUCCGGCCGAAAUCCACAAGCAAUUCACGGCCUCCGGUGCUAAGCUCAUCAUCACCCACUCCAUCUACGUCGAGAAACUCCAAUCCGGAGUCACGAUAAUCACCGUCGACGACCCGCCAGAAAACUACUGCCUUCCGUUCUCUGUUCUCACCGCAGCCUCCCACGCCGAAACUCCGCCCGUAAUUUCCAUCUCGGCAGACGACGCCGUCGCGCUUCCCUACUCGUCGGGAACGACGGGGCUGCCGAAAGGAGUGGUUUUGACUCACCGGAGCUUGAUAACUAGCAUCGCGCAACAAGUAGAUGGAGAAAAUCCGAAUCUUUUUCUGAAAAGCGAUGAUGUGGUGCUCUGUGUUCUUCCCCUGUUUCAUAUAUUUUCGCUCAACUCUGUUCUUCUCUGUUCGCUGAGAUCCGGGGCGGCGGUGGUGAUAAUGCCGAAGUUUGAGAUCGGGGCGAUGUUGGAGUUAAUUGAGAAGUGUAAGGUGACGGUGGUGGCGGUGGUGCCGCCGUUGGUACUGGCUCUGGCGAAGAGUGCGAUGGUGGAGAGAUUUGAUUUGAAUUCAAUAAGAAUCGUAAUCUCAGGGGCGGCACCGCUCGGUGAAGGGCUCCAGGCGGCCCUCCGCCGCCGGCUGCCGCCGGGGAGGGGCUAUGGGAUGACCGAGGCUGGGCCGGUGUUGUCGAUGUGCCCGGCGUUUGCCAAGCAUCCCACCUCCUCCAAGUCCGGCUCUUGCGGCACUGUCGUUCGCAACGCCGAGCUCAAAGUGAUCGACUCCAAAACCGGUUUUUCUCUGGGCCGAAACAAGCCGGGCGAGAUUUGCAUCAGAGGUGCUCAAAUCAUGAAAGGUUAUCUUAACGAUCCGGAGGCCACGUCAGCGACGAUAGAUGUGGAGGGCUGGCUACACACGGGCGACGUUGGGUACGUGGACGAUGAUGAUGAGGUUUAUGUUGUUGAUCGGGUGAAGGAGCUCAUAAAGUUUAAAGGCUUUCAGGUGCCCCCAGCAGAGCUCGAAGCCCUUCUAGUAAGCCAUCCAGCCAUUGCUGAUGCUGCUGUUGUCUCGCAAAAUGAUGAAGUUGCAGGUGAGGUUCCAGUUGCUUUCAUUGUUCCAUCCCAAGACAUUGAACUCACCGAAGAGAUUGUGAAGGAGUUCGUAGCCAAGCAGGUGGUGUUCUACAAAAGAUUGCAUAGAGUCCAUUUUGUUCAUGCCAUACCAAAAUCAGCUUCAGGGAAGAUACUGAGGAAGGAAUUGAGAUCCAAGCUGGCUGUUGCUUCUGCUUCAUCACCAUCUCCACACUGAGAACAUUCAUUAUAUUUGAAGGUGCUUCAAAACUUUAAGCACCAAUCUCAAAGCAAAUUCAAUAUGAAAAGUGCAGAAGCACGAGAUUUAAUGUUUUUUUUUUUUUUGGAUAAUUAUUGAUGGUCAUUCAAUUCAUAUAUUCAAGCAAAGGUUGGUUCGAGUCUAGAACUAGAACUUAAUAAGAAGCGUGGCGAAAUUAAAAAUUAAGGGGAGCCUGUGAAUUUCUCACUCUUCCCCUAUCCUCUGCUCUUGGCCAGCGUCCAGACUGCCUGAGUGAGCUACAUCCCUCAGGGUGAAA
Molecule: messenger RNA, 1980 nt
Organism: Phalaenopsis equestris
Lineage: Eukaryota; Viridiplantae; Streptophyta; Magnoliopsida; Asparagales; Orchidaceae
Product: probable 4-coumarate--CoA ligase 2
Exons: 6
Coding region: 15-1682 (555 amino acids)
Molecular function (GO): 4-coumarate-CoA ligase activity
Source: RefSeq, a predicted model, not a curated record